Molecule: messenger RNA, 2650 nt
Organism: Rhineura floridana
Lineage: Eukaryota; Metazoa; Chordata; Lepidosauria; Squamata; Rhineuridae
Gene: GSN
Product: gelsolin
Exons: 17
Coding region: 162-2423 (753 amino acids)
Biological process (GO): actin filament severing; barbed-end actin filament capping; actin polymerization or depolymerization
Cellular component (GO): cytoplasm; actin cytoskeleton
Molecular function (GO): phosphatidylinositol-4,5-bisphosphate binding; actin filament binding
Source: RefSeq, a predicted model, not a curated record
AAGUCCUGAGAUGCCUCCAGUCUCUUUCCUCAGAUAGCAUCUGCAGAGGGAAAGACCAAGAAGAAGGCCAGGAUUUGUUUACAUUUUAGCACAGAGAAAUCUCUGCAGCUGACCAGCCUGCUUGUUUCAAGCACACGGCGGUCAGUUUAAGAAGUCCGAAGAUGACGUCCCUUUGGAGAUUUGCUUUGCUCAGCGGGGCUAUCGCUGUGUCCUCGACUGUGCCCGCUAGCAUGGUGGAGCACGCUGAAUUUUUGAAAGCCGGAAAGGAACCUGGGCUUCAGAUCUGGAGGAUUGAGAAGUUCGACCUGGUGCCGGUGCCAAAAAAUCUCUACGGGGACUUCUUCACCGGCGAUGCCUACGUGAUCCUCAACACCAUCCGCCAGCGCAGUGGGAAUCUGCAGUAUGACCUUCAUUUCUGGCUAGGGGAUCAAUGCAGCCAGGAUGAGAGUGGAUCUGCUGCCAUUUUCACGGUGCAGCUGGAUGACUACCUUGGCGGGAAGGCAAUCCAGCACCGGGAGGUGCAACGGCAUGAAUCCUCCACUUUCCUGGGGUACUUCAAAUCAGGCAUCAAGUACAAAGCUGGUGGAGUGGCUUCUGGCUUCCGCCACGUGGUUCCCAACGAAGUGACUGUCCAGAGACUCUUACAAGUGAAAGGCAGGCGAACAGCACGAGCAACGGAGGUGCCCGUCAGCUGGGACAGCUUCAACACCGGCGACUGUUUCAUCUUGGAUCUGGGCCAGAAUAUUCAUCAGUGGUGUGGCUCCCAAAGUAACCGGUAUGAAAAGCUGAAGGCCACAGAAGUCGCCAAGGGGAUCCGGGAUAAUGAGAGAAGUGGACGUGCAAGGGUCUAUGUCGUGGAAGAUGGUGCCGAGCGGGACGAGAUGCUUCAGGUCCUGGGACCCAAGCCCAGCCUGCCAGAGGGCACUGCUGUUGAUGAGCAAGCUGACGCAUCCAACCGAAGGCUGGCUAAAUUGUACAAGGUAUCCAACGGGGCAGGCAGCAUGGCAGUUUCUCUGGUGGCUGAUGAGAAUCCAUUCUCUCAAGCAGCCCUGAUCUCAGAUGACUGCUUCAUUCUUGACCACGGCAGUGAUGGCAAAAUCUUUGUCUGGAAAGGUAAGAACGCCAAUGCUGAGGAAAGGAAGGCAGCCUUGAAAACUGCCUCAGAGUUCAUCACCAAGAUGGGCUAUCCCCGACACACACAGAUUCAAGUCCUUCCAGAGAGUGGCGAGACUCCUCUCUUCAAGCAAUUCUUCAAGAAUUGGCAUGACAGGGACCAGACAGAGGGCCUGGGUGUGGCCUACAUCUCCGGUCAUGUGGCCAAGAUUGACAAAGUGCCUUUUGACGCAGCCACGCUUCACACCUCUUCAGCAAUGGCGGCCCAGCAUGGCAUGGAAGAUGACGGCACUGGAAACAAACAGAUCUGGAGGAUAGAAGGAUCCGCUAAAGUCCCCGUGAAUCCCUCGCGUUACGGCCAGUUCUACGGCGGCGACAGCUACAUCAUCUUGUACGAUUACCGCCAUGGUGGCAAGCAAGGGAAGAUCAUCUACACCUGGCAGGGUGCCGAUUCCUCCCAAGAUGAAAUCACAACCUCGGCUUUCCUGAGCGUCCAACUGGAUGAGGAACUAGGAGGCACUCCAGUGCAGAAACGAGUUGUCCAGGGCAAAGAGCCACCUCAUCUGAUGAGCAUGUUUGGCGGGAAACCUCUGGUCAUAUACAAAGGUGGUACCUCCAGGGAAGGAGGUCAGACGAGUCCUGCACCAACACGGCUCUUCCAGGUCCGGUCCAGCACUUCCGGUGCUACCAGAGCAGUUGAGAUAGAUCCAGCCGCAAAAGAACUCAAUUCCAAUGACGUCUUUGUGCUGAAAACCCCCUCUGCUGCUUACCUGUGGGUGGGCCAAGGGUCCAGCAGUGCUGAGAAGACUGGGGCCCAGGAGCUGCUGAAGAUCUUAGGAGCACGGGCCACCGAGGUUGCUGAAGGCAGAGAACCAGACAGUUUCUGGCAAGCGCUCGGCGGAAGAGCCGCCUAUCGCACCUCCCCUCGGCUGAAGGACAAGAAGAUGGACGCUCACCCCCCUCGACUCUUUGCCUGCUCCAACAAGAGUGGACGCUUCACUAUUGAAGAAGUGCCCGGAGAGCUAACCCAAGAUGAUUUGGCCACUGAUGAUGUGAUGCUUUUGGACACCUGGGACCAGGUCUUUGUGUGGGUUGGAAAAGAUGCUCAAGAGGAAGAGAAGACAGAGGCUCAGACAUCAGCAAGGAGAUACAUCGAGACCGACCCUGCCAGCCGUGACAGGAGAACUCCCAUCACACUCAUCCGGCAAGGGUUCGAACCACCCACCUUCACUGGCUGGUUCCUGGGCUGGGAAGACGAUUACUGGAGCACUGAUCCCCUGGAGAGGGCCAUGGCCGAGUUGGCCGCGUAAAGGGAACCCCUUUUCUUAUAGAUACAAGUUUGAUGCCUUCACUGCCUCCAAAGAGCUAGUUCCUUCCUCUUCCACCAGAUGCAGAAUUAUGGCCUCUGUGCCACCUUUUUUUUUUAAAUAACUAGCCAAAGUAGCUGUGCAGUAUCCGAGGACCUGAUCAUGAACUGUUAUUGGCUUUUCUGCUUCUUUGAAAACGGUCUUUAAUAAAGCUUACUUAGAAACUCGUA